Molecule: messenger RNA, 1048 nt
Organism: Tigriopus californicus
Lineage: Eukaryota; Metazoa; Arthropoda; Copepoda; Harpacticoida; Harpacticidae
Product: intraflagellar transport protein 27 homolog
Exons: 4
Coding region: 112-717 (201 amino acids)
Molecular function (GO): GTP binding; GTPase activity
Source: RefSeq, a predicted model, not a curated record
AGUCUCACGCUCUUUCAUUCGUGACUUUCACCCCAAUAUGGCACACGGAAAGUCUCAACUGACAACAUGCAGGUAUAACCUGACGCGUACUCUAAAGCCCAUCACAUCAAAAUGGAACUCAAAUCUCUAGAAAUUCCAAAUAUUCUGCGCGCUAAGGUGGCCGUCGUGGGUGAGUCCAAAGUGGGGAAGACGGCUUUAUGCCAACAAUUGGCCUCAGACGGGACAAAUUACCCGAAGAAUUAUCUCAUGACCCACGGCGCCGGAGUCCACGUCAAGGCCAUUAAUAUCCCGGAUACAAAUGAUUGCGUGGAAAUGUAUUUGCUGGAUAGCUCAGGGAAAGAAUUGUAUACUCCGAUUUUGGAGCCACUGUGGAAGGGAUCCGCCAUGUUUGUGGCUGUUUACAACGUUUGUGAUGAGGCCUCGUUUGGCUCUGUGGUCAAGUGGAUUGAACACGUGACCCGAGUCGUGAAAGAUGGUGACGAGAAGAAAACGGACCGGAAACUCAUGGGAGUGCUGAUCGCGAAUAAGAGUGAUUUGGGAGAUCGGAGGGUGGUUCCACCAAAGGCGGGAUCCGACUUGGCACAACAACUUGGGCUUUUGUACUUCGAGUGCUCAAAUAAGGACUAUUCAGGAGUAGAGGAGCCUUUCUUUUACUUGGCCAGCGAAUAUCAUAAACAAUUUGAGGAAAAAAGCGACCAAAUUGGAAAUUUUGCUUAGAAUGUGCUGCGAUGCAAAUUGAGUAAAAGUGAACAUAACUCUGGCUUUGAACCUCUGUAUUAGCCACUACUUAGGAUUUCGGUCUUAACGUAUUUCAUUUAGUCUCUUCAAAGUUACCAUGGACACUUUGAAAUCUUCUCAAUAUAGCUUCUGUGUAACAAAACUUUUUCUGUGCAGCAACGAGUAGGAAAUGAUGUCGUAAAAGAGAAAGAAUAUAUUUACGUGUAAUGCGUGCUUUUCUAGCGUGUAAAAGCUAUAAAACAACCUGUCUCAGUUGCUUGCAAAUGCAAUUAAUCACAAUGGUAAAUACAUUAGUUCACAUUGUAAUAAA